Messenger RNA from Salarias fasciatus (jewelled blenny), 1241 nucleotides. RefSeq names its product tumor necrosis factor-like. The transcript has 3 exons. Gene Ontology annotation, molecular function: tumor necrosis factor receptor binding. Gene Ontology annotation, biological process: immune response. NCBI's taxonomy places the organism in Eukaryota, Metazoa, Chordata, Actinopteri, Blenniiformes, Blenniidae. The record is from RefSeq and is a predicted model, not a curated record. Gene Ontology annotation, cellular component: membrane. Bases 120 to 920 code for a protein of 266 amino acids.
UAUAAACUCCGCCGUUCCUCUGAGCAGCAGAACGUCGCCGGGAGCCGGUCGCUGAGCGUCCUCAGAACGUCCUCGGAACGUCCUCAGAACGUCCUCGGAACGCGGGUUCUCCGAUCGGGAUGGUGGAGUACGCGAGCGCGCCGGGGGGGGUGGAGGCGCCGGGGGGGGUGGAGAAGACGUGGACCUCGGGGUGGAUGUGGAAGGUGUCGGGUUCUCUGCUCCUGCUGCUGGCCCUCGGCUCAGGAGCCGUUCUCUUCACCUGGUUCUUCAGCGGACGAGUGGAGAACACGAACCCGUCGGGCCAAACCCGGGCGCAGAGCGGCUCCGACAGAACCGGUGAGAGCGGCAGCGGGUUCUUCUUCUGUGGUGUGUCCUGGGUUCUCAUGUGGGUUCUCCUGUGUUCCGUCUCAGACCUGCAGGAAACGCUGAGCCGGAUCAGCAGCGGAGCGAAGGCGGCCGUUCAUCUGGAGGGAAGCUGUGAUGAGGAGGAUGGCGGCGGCGGCGGCGGCGGCGGCGGCGGCCAGCGGCUGCGGUGGCGGGCGGACCAGGGCCAGGCCUUCGACCAGGGCGGGUUCCGGCUGUGGAACGGCAGCGUGGUGGUUCCGCGGUCCGGGCUCUACUUCGUCUACAGCCAGGCGUCCUUCCGGGUGGCGUGCGGCGCCGGGCCCGCCCCCGUACCGCUGAGCCACGGCGUGUGGCGCCACUCGGACUCGCAGGGGGGCGGGGCCCCGCUGAUGAGCGCCGUGCGCUCGGCGUGCCGCGGCCCCGCCCCCGCCGACGGGCGCGGCUGGUACGACGCCGUCUACCUGGGCGGAGUCUUCCAGCUGCGGCGCGGCGACCGGCUGUGGACCGAGACCAACCGGCCGGCGCUCCUGGAGACCGACGACGGCAGGACCUUCUUCGGGGCGUUCGCGCUGUGAGCGGAACGCGGGAACGAGCCGUUGCCAUGGCGACGGAGCAGAGGAACGUGGGAACGAACUGUCGCCAUGGCGACGGAGGAGCGGAACGCGGGAAUGAGCCGUCACCAUGGCAACGGAGCAGCGGAACACGGGAACGACCUGUCGCCAUGGUGGGAAGGACUCGUUGCCGUGGCGACGGAGGAGCCUCUCGAUCUCCAUGGAGAUCAAAGUCUUUUAAACUGUAACAGUUUGUUUUUAUCACUUCCUGUUUUCUGUAGUGGAAGCUGAGCUGAGACUGUAGCGGAAUGCCACACGGUGUGUGUGUGUGUGUGUGUGUGUGUG